Messenger RNA from Ostrea edulis (European flat oyster), 4978 nucleotides. RefSeq lists its product as uncharacterized. The transcript has 42 exons. The record is from RefSeq and is a predicted model, not a curated record. Gene Ontology annotation, molecular function: protein binding; DNA binding; RNA binding. Gene Ontology annotation, biological process: DNA repair. Gene Ontology annotation, cellular component: Golgi apparatus. Bases 65 to 4753 code for a protein of 1562 amino acids. NCBI's taxonomy places the organism in Eukaryota, Metazoa, Mollusca, Bivalvia, Ostreida, Ostreidae.
ACACCGAUCACCCGCGUUAUUGUCAGCGACCAGAAAACUAGAAAUUGUCACAUUGGGUUUCAAUAUGGAAUGUUUGACAUUAGAUUUCGGCCCGUUUGAAGCCGUUCACCGCUGGAGGAGAAUGCCAGAGUGUGAUGAAUUUGUUGGGGCGAGACGAAGCAAGCACACAGUAGUGGCCUAUAAGGAUGCCAUAUACGUCUUUGGUGGUGACAAUGGCAAAAACAUGCUGAAUGACUUGUUGCGGUUUGAUGUUAAGGAUAAAUCUUGGGGCAGGGCAUUCACCACAGGGACUCCGCCAGCUCCCCGAUAUCACCAUUCUGCUGUUGUUCACGAAGAAAGCAUGUUUGUAUUUGGUGGGUACACAGGUGAUAUCCAUUCUAAUUCGAACCUGACCAAUAAAAAUGAUCUGUUUGAGUACAGGUUUGCCAAAGGACAAUGGGUCGAGUGGAAAUACGAAGGAAGAAAGCCUGUGGCUCGAGCAGCUCAUGGUGCUGCAGUUUACGAUUGGAGACUGUGGAUAUUUGCAGGAUACGAUGGAAACACGAGACUUAAUGACAUGUGGACAGUUCCACUGAAUGGUGAACAAAGACAGUGGCAAGAGGUAGAACAGAGAGGAAAUAUUCCUCCCACCUGCUGCAACUUUGCUCUGGCAGUGGCUAGGGAUUCCAUGUUUGUGUUUUCUGGGCAGAGUGGAGCUAAAAUUACAAACCAUCUCUUCCAAUUUAAGUUCAAGGAAAAUGAAUGGACAAAGAUUUCCACAGAGCAUAUUCUUAGAGGUGCCCCGCUCCCACCAGAGAAGAGAUAUGGACAUACUAUGGUAGCUUUUGACAGACACCUUUACGUAUUUGGUGGAGCAACAGGCCAAACACUGCCCAAUGAACUCCACAGUUUUGACCUGGAUUCACAGACCUGGUCCAUCACUGAGCCAGCAGUAAACAGCCAGGUGCCGGCUGGCAGACUUUUCCACGCUGCUGCUGUUGUGGAUGAUGCCAUGUAUGUUUUUGGUGGAACAGUUGACAACAUUGUCAGAAGUGGAGAAAUGUACAGAUUUCAGUUUUCUAGAUAUCCUAAGUGUACUCUUCACGAGGACUUUGGAAAGUUGUUAGAAAGUCGGCAGUUUUGUGACCUUCACUUUGUUGUUGGAAAGGAUGGAUCCCGGGAGUCAAUACCUGCACACAUAGCGUUGGUCGCGGCCAGAUCCUCAUGGCUGUCAGAGAAGAUACGUACAGCUAAAGAGCAGCGGUUUCUGGAGGAGGCCACCAGUUCAGACCCUAUACAGGUGAUUUUGCCAGAUGCGAAUCCUACAGCACUGAAGUUAGUCCUCUCAUACGUCUACACAGACAAGAUACUACCAACCAAAGAAGGUCAAGACUUUAACAGUAAUGAAGUCAUUCUUCUGAUGAUGGAUGUGUAUAGACUAGCUCUUCAGUUUCAAAUGUCGCGCUUGGAACAGUUAUGUGUACAGUAUCUGGAGACGUGCAUUGGACUGAAGAAUGUGCUGGUAGCUCUUCAGAAUGCUUCAAAGAUGGACCUGGAUUUCCUUAAAGAGUACUGUCUGAAGUUUAUAGUGAAGGAGAGUAACUGUAGUCAGAUUGUGAACAGUACAGAGUUUGAGAGUUUGGAUAAACCAUUAAUGGUGGAAAUCAUUCGAAGGAAGCUAGCCCAGCCUCACCACAUCCGACUGCCUGUGGAGGCACAUAAUGAUGCAGUUAUUAAUAACUCUUUGGAGCAUGAUCUAGAGGCCUUUCUGAAGCGAGAUGGUGCAGAAUUCUGUGACAUCACUCUGAUGUUAGAUGACACGCCCAUCCCAGCCCACAAGGCCAUCUUAGCAGCCCGGUGUAACUACUUCGAGGCCAUGUUUAGGUGGAAUGACCCGGAAAAUCAAACAGUCAGAAUUGCUAUUGGUGAAAUGGUUCCGUCACAACAAGCCUUUGACAGUCUCCUUCAGUAUAUUUAUUUCGGAGAUGUAACCAUGCCCCCAGAGGAUUCCCUCUACCUUUUUCCUGCCCCCUAUUUCUAUGGCUUUACAAACAACAGAUUGCAGGCCUACUGCAAACACAACCUGGAGAAGAAUGUCUCAGUUCAAAAUGUCGUACAGAUUUUAGAGGCUGCAGAUAAGAUUCAGGCUGUUGAUAUGAAGAAGCAUGCACUCAGGUUAAUCGUUCAUCAUUUCCCAAAGGUUGCUAGGCAACCAGAAUUAGGACGACUCAAUAAAGAUAUGCUUUUGGAGAUCAUUGCGGCAGUUGCAGAUGACAGACGGGAAUCCAGCUUAAAGCAUGAACUGUCCUCCAACAAAACUGGAAUAGGACUAGAGGAGUGCUUGGAAAUUUUAAAACUGGUCAAUGGAGGACCUACCAGUGCCAUUGGAAGCAGAAAACUCCACACAUCAAAACCAGCUGUUUCAGCCUUACAGAGACUUCAGGAGGAACAGGCUUUGCCAUCUAUCAUCACUUUCUCGGAGAGCCUUGACAAUAUGCUCGGAGGGGGUGUACCCCUUUGUAAAAUUACUGAGUUCUGUGGAGCACCGGGAGUUGGCAAAACUCAAAUAUGCAUGCAAAUAGCAGUGGAUGUCCAAAUCCCAGAACAGUUUGGAGGUUUAGAGGGGGAAGCAAUUUAUAUCGAUACAGAAGGCAGUUUUAUAGUGGAAAGACUAGAGGACAUCACUAAAGCCACAGUCAGUCACUGUCAGGAAAUAGCCAAGCAACAGGACCUCAAAGGUGAUGAUUUUUCGGUGGCCUCUGUGCUGUCCAGAGUCCACUACUACAGAUGUCACGACUACGUGGAACUUCUAGCAACAGUACACCUCCUACCAGAAUUCAUCAAACAACAUCCAAAGGUUAGAGUUGUACUUGUGGACAGCGUUGCCUUUCACUUUCGACAUGACUUUGAUGAUUUAUCGCUAAGAACAAGACUCCUAACAGCAAUGGCUCAGAACUUUAUCAAACUGGCUACAGAGUUCAAGAUUGCAGUGGUUUUGACUAAUCACAUGACCACGAAGUUUAGUGUGGGAGAAGAUUCUCGCUUGGUACCUGCUCUGGGAGAGAGUUGGGGACAUGCUAGUACAAUUCGUGUCAUCCUGUACUGGGAGGGGCAAAAAAGAUGGGCGUGGCUGUACAAGUCCCCUAGUAAACAGGAGAGCAGAGUGCCAUAUCAAAUCACAAUGGGCGGAGUGAGAGAUAUAGUCACACCUAAAACUGACAACACAGAACAGGAUUGUGAGGAGCCCUCCUCCAAAAGGCAGAAACACCAUGAGAUAACAGAAAGGGAGCAAAUGCAAUGGACCAGACUGGGAUUUGAAACCGCACCCCCUGAAUCUCUAAGUACAGUUAUUCUACAGCCGCUGGCGGUUACAGUGGAUAUGGACAGUCAACUGAUGCUAGUGCUUAUGGACAACAGCAAGGAGUUUAUGGACAGACAGCAACACAAGGCUAUCAGCAGCAAGGUUACACAGGGUAUGACCAAAGUGCUUAUGGACAACAAGCUGGACAGACUGCAGCUGCCCAAACCACUGCAUAUGGACAGCCAGCUACUCAAGCGUCAUAUGACACAUCAGGAGGAUAUGGGGGCCAACAGUAUGGUCAGCAACAGCAGAGUGGAUAUGGUCAGCAGACAAGUAAGUUAUCAGACCCAGUCCCAAGGAGGAGGAGCAGGGUCAUAUGGUGGCCAGAGUGGUGGAUACGGACAGCAGGGAGGGGGUUAUCAAGCCCAGGCAUCGGGUGGUGGGUCAUAUGGGGGACAAAGUGGGGGUCAGACUGGCAGCUAUGGAGGGGGACCACAGUCUGGGGGUGGUGGUUAUGGAGGAGGAAGUUAUGGAUCUCAGGAUAACUACAGACAAGACAGGGGCGGGGGAUAUGGUGACCGAGGGGGCAUGAGAGGUGGUCGAGGUGGCAGCAGAGAUAGUGGUAGCUAUGGUGGUGGUAGAGGAGGUUUCAACAAAUUUGGUGGAGACAGAGGCAGGGAUGAUCGUGGUGGUGGCAGUGGGGAAAUUGUGGAGAUGGUAGACACCAUCUUUGUGUCAGGCCUACCUGAGGAUAUUGUUGAAGAUGGUCUGGUUCAACACUUCGGCAGCAUUGGUGUUAUAAAGACUGACAAGAGAACUGGAAAACCUAAAGUAUGGAUCUAUAAAGAUAAGAACAGUGGUCGACCAAAGGGAGAAGCCACAAUCACGUACGACGAUUCUGAAACGGCAAAGGCAGCAAUUAAUUGGUUUAAUGAAAAAGACUUUGGUGGUAAUACAAUAAAAGUGGAGAUUGCUACAAGGAAGAUGAACAAUAACUUUGGAGGUGGAAGAGGGGGGAGAGGAGGAGGAUUUGGCCGUGGAGGUGGAGGUGGUGGUGGUGGCGGCGGUGGUUCCAGAGGAGGUAGAGGAGGAUACGGAGGAGGUGGUGGUGGCGGCGGUGAUGGUGGCAGAGAAGGAGAUUGGACCUGUCCAAAUGAUGAAUGUGGAAAUAACAACUUUUCAUGGAGGAACAACUGUAAUCGAUGUAAUGCCCCCAGACCAGGAGGUGGAGGAGGAGGAGAUGAUGAUGGAUACCGUGGUAGAGGAGGAAUGAGAGGAGGCCGAGGUGGCUUUGACAGGGGUGGUCGCGGUGGUGGAGGUGGUUUUGGCGGUGGACGUGGUAGAGGCGGGGGAUUUGGUGACAGAGGUCGCGGUGGUGGUGGAUUCCGAGGAGGCCGAGGUGGUGGAGACAGAGGAGGUGGAGGCAGAGACAGGGGAAUGGGCAGGCAAGACAGAAGACCAAAGCCAUACUAGUUCAGUGAUGGAUUUCAUUCUACUUUAAAUGAGCAUUGUUGCAUUUAAUCAUGUCUCAUUUUAUAGGAUUUUUUUUAAAUUUUAUUUUCAUCUUUUAAUUACUGACAGUUUGCUUAUACAUGUAUCAUCACAACCAUUUUGUUAAUAAAUCAUUUCAUUUUGAAUCCAUUUUGAGUCUGAAAUACUUUGUACAUAUGACUUGUAUUCAUUGAAUUUACAGGAAAA